AGUGUCUAGUGAGAGUGCACAGGGGGAGGUCGUGUCGCCGCGUCCUCCGCCACUAUUACCCACUCGCCGUGCCCACCUGCGCCCACCUGGAUUAAUUAUGACCUUCCCGGCGCGGCGCUGACCCUAGAUACACAGAGGUGGUAGUGGUGGUGGUGAGGCAGCAUGGUGGUGAUACGAGUCCAGCAACACCACCUCCCAUGGCCCUCCUCCUCCUCCUCCUCCUCCUCUUCCACCUCCUCUUCCACCUCCCCAUAACCUUCUCCUCUUCCUAACCUUCUCCUCCUUACACCUCCUCAUAACCUCCUCCUCUUCCUAACAUUCUCCUCCUUCCACCUCCCCAUAACCUCCUCCUCCUCCUCUUCCACCUCCUCUUCCACCUCCCCAUAACCUCCUCCUCCUCCUCUUCCACCUCCUCAUAACCUCCUCCUCCUCCUCCUCCUCUUCCACCUCCCCAUAACCUCCUCCUCCUCCUCUUCCUCCUCCUCUUCCACCCCAUAACCUCGUCCUCUUCCACCUCCUCUUCCACCUCCCCAUAACCUCUUCCUCCUUCCACCAUGUCCGCUGAAAUCCCCCGCCGUCACCCUCCUUCUCUCCAACCCUCCCCCUCUCCUCCUCCUCCCCACCUCCCCCACUCCUCCGCCUCCUCCACCUCCUCCUCCCCCACCCCCGGAGAGCCCUGGGACGAGUCACGUGACUACACAUCUGCCACGGCGCGCCUCUCCACACCUGUCAAACGAAGGCGCCUCUUGCCCUUAGUGGACCUCAGGGGGGGCGGCAUGGCGGGCUCAAGCGUGGAGCUGGGGGGGCGGGGGUCGGCGUGCCUCGGGGGGUCCCUGGGGGCAGGCCGCCGAUCCCGCACCCCCCUCACUGACCUGGAUGCAAAAUUCGUCACUAAGAGCGGCCUGUGUGUGUCGGGGGACGUGGGGGAGGGGCGUGGUGGGGGCGGGCCGCGCAUCACCCACCUCACGGGCUCCUCAGCGGGCGUGGGCGUGGGCGUGGUAGAGGACGAGCCCCGCUUCCCACGCCUCGACCAGUGCGCCCACUUCCACUAUGAGUACGUCGAGUUGCCGCCCCUGCAGGUGACUCUAGUAUCAGAGGACCUCAAGCCCCUCAGCUCUGUAGGGGGCGGCAGCGGAGGAAGCGUGGGAGCGGGGGCCGGCAGCAUCGGGGGCGGCAGCAUUGAGGACGCCGAGAACCGCACCAUCCCCGUCAAGGUGUGCUCGCUGGGCCGCUGCUGGGUCAUGCGCCGGACCUACGAGAACUUCCGCUUCCUCGACCGACAACUCCACCGCUGCUGCUAUGACCGGAAAGUGUCUCGCCUGCCUGAGCUGCCGCCGGAGGACAACCUGCACGCGGACGGCGGCGAUAGAGAGGCGGCGGUGGCGGGGCUGCUGGGGGAGUAUGUGGCCCGGCUGAGCGAGGUCGCCGGCUCCCUCAUCACCUGCGGCCCGGUGCUCAAUUGGCUGGAGCUGGACAACCGUGGUCAUCGCCUCAUUGUUACCGACGACUCCGAUAUCAACACGCCCGCCGUCGCCGCCGCCUACGUGGUGAAGCGCUAUAUUGCCCAGGCCCAGGACGAGAUAUCUUUUGAGGUGGGAGACAUGAUCAGCGUUAUCGACAUGCCGCCCCCCGAGGAAUCCAUCUGGUGGCGCGGGAAAAGGGGGUUCCAAGUCGGCUUCUUCCCCUGUGAAUGCGUGCAAGUUAUCGGCGACAAGGUCCCCCAGACGAUCCAGCCCCAGACCCUGACGCUGCCCCCCGCCCGCUCCACGCCCCCCGCCGCCGCCCCCCUCUCCCACCACACCCUGCACCCCGGCACCAACGCCCCCACCAAGCCCGUGCUGCGGAAACACGGCAAACUCAUCGCCUUCUUCAGGAGUUUCAUCUUGUCGCGGCCGUCUCGGAGGAAGCUGAAGCAGAGUGGCAUCCUUCGGGAGCGCGUCUUCGGCUGCGACCUGGGCGAACAUCUCCUCAACUCCGGCCACGAGAUCCCGAUGGUCCUGCGAUGCUGCUCUGAGUUCCUGGAGAGAAAGGGCAUCGUGGACGGCAUCUACCGCCUCUCCGGCAUCACCUCCAACAUACAGAAGCUGAGGAAUGCAUUUGACGAGGACAGGAUACCGGACCUGUACGGCGACGACAGCAUCCUGCAGGACAUCCACUGCGUCUCGUCGGUCCUCAAGAUGUACUUCCGGGAGCUGCCGAACCCACUGCUGACCUACCAGCUGUAUGAGAAGUUUGUCGCAGCGGUGAUGCAGGACGAAGACAUACGACUCCUCUACCUGCGUGACGUGGUUCAGCAGCUGCCGCCGCCACACUACAGGACGCUGGAGUUCCUGGUCCAGCACUUGUCGACGGUGGCCUCCCACAGCAACGAGACUGGCAUGACGGCCAAGAACAUCGCCAUCGUGUGGGCGCCCAACCUGCUGCGCUCCAAGGACCUCGACAUGGGGGGAGUCGCAGCCCUGCAGGACGUGGGGACGCAGGCGGUCGUGACGGAGUACCUCGUUCGCUACGUCGACCUUAUAUUCAACGACAAGAUCCCGACCUUCUCGCAUUCCACGAACGGAGUCGAGGGGACGCCCAAGAAGUGCCGGCCUAAGUCGCUGGCCAUCUCAACGCCCACCAAGCUCAUCUCCAUCGAGGAAGCACGCACAAGGGCCCUCACCACAGCCAUUAAGCCUGACCAGAAGUACAUUGAAGUCGGAGGAGGGCCGCAGAACCUCCCACCCAAGUACCACACGGUGAUCGAGCUGCCGAGUCGCAAGGGAGGAAGUCUCAAGCAGAAGAAGUCUCCGUCGGGCUGGAAGAGCAUAUUCACCAAGGGCCGUAGCAUCCACAAGCACCCUCGGAAAGCCUCCACCCCCAGCGACAUGCCUCUCAAUAUGUCUGACUCGGCGGUGACAGAGCCAGACGUCCCUCCCUCCUUCACGCGACGCCUCCGCACAGUCAAGUCAGUUGAGUCCCUGAUCUCUACCUCUGCCUCUUUACAUUCAAAUAGAAACUCCCAGGCCCUGGAGUCACCGGAGAGGAGAGAAGCGCUGGAGAAGGAGAAGCAGCUGCAGCGAUCACCCGAGGACGAGCGGGAGAGUCGUAGCAGCUCCUUCUCCAGCCCCCUGCCCUCCCCCCGCACCCAUAACCGCUCCGUCUCGCACGACUCCUACUUUAACAUGCUGGAAGGCCGCUCCAAUAACGUUCCCUCACAGGUCCCGGUCAAGGAGGAAGGGGAGAGCGACCUGGACUUCUCGCCGGAAAAUUCACGUAUCUACCUUGACAUCAGCGAACUGGACUUGAACUUCAGCACGAGUGAGAAGGACCUGAAGGGCUUUGAGGUGGACACGCUGAAGUCAACCUCAAACGAAGAGCCAGAUAACAUGUCCAACUCAACGCUGGACAUGGAGAACCUGAGCAUGUGUUCGGAGGGUACCAAGAGCAAGGAGAACAUCAGCCCUCGCCCAGAGAAGAAGAGCCUCAAGGACAAGUUCAGGCACAAGUUCACGUCCCCGCCGACCCACCGGAGGAAUGAGCUGGGCCUCAGCGACUCAGGGGAGGACUCACACAAUAACAGCCUGAAGCGAGCGUCUUUCACACUGCGGGACAAGAUCGUUCAGGCGUUGAGUCCGGAAACGUCACGCCGCCAAACGGACACAUCCCCUAGACCUGCAUCCCCCUCCAGCUCCCCUAAGUUCAAGCACAUCCGCACGGGGGAGACUCAGAGGUCGGAGAGUCACCCAGCAAAACCAGACCUGCCGCUGUUACUUGCCGGCGAACGAAGGAUUCCCGAGCAUGAGGGAAGCAUAGAAACUGUACUGGCGGAGAUACACGUCGAACCGGACAGUCAGGACGAUACCCCAUCACGACUAAGCAUGGACGGCACUUUGAUAGACCCCGAACUCCUUGAUAAAAUAACGCAUCUUAGAGCGUCGCCGUCAGUGAGUGCGUCGGAGGUGAGCACGAACUCCCUCGCCGAAGCCACUGUGUCAGACAAUGAAAGCUUUACCCUCGGCAGCAGCAAUAGCGGCAUGGGGAUUGGAGACGGGAAGGAGGUGUUCUCGGACACGGCCAGUAGUCACGCCGCCUCCAACACCACUACCCCUGUCGCAGCGCCCUCGUUUUCCGUCGCCAAUGAAAACCCCGCACCCCAGAGAGACACACCCAUCACCCCCAUCACCCCUGUCACCCCCAUGGAAGAGGACAUCACCCCCCUACAGGAGUUCCCCAAACCCCGACCCAACUCCUUACUGGGGCUUCCAACCGCUGAGCUUCUUUCCCUAGGCUCAGCGCUCACCUCCCCGGAGACACCACAAGGGGACUCGACUUUCCUCGAGAUCCAAUACCAUCCUUUAAGCGACACCACCGAGCCUUCCACCCCUAGCGAGUCCCAGUUCGUACAGGACCUGGUCACAGUGGGUCAGGCCGUGCAGUACCAACCAGCACCUGAUGAGCCUCGGCAGUCCAGUCCGCUAUCCAUCGACCUGAGCAGCAGCGACGACCCGACAGAGGAAGGUCCAACUUACGAGAAUGUGGAAGGGAAUAGUUUAGGCUUGACCACUGAUCCCGUAGCCCCUCCCCAUGCCCCCCCUGCCUCCCCCUGCACGGUGUCUUCCCUAGGGGACUCCCAGGUGGAUGAACAAGCUUUAAUGGAGCGGUCAGGUGGCCAGAACUAUGAUAUCCCUUACGAAAACCUCAGUUCCGUUUACGAGAAUGUGCAGUACGGGAUGGAGUACGAAAACUUGGAGUAUGGUGUGCCAGGGUGCGCGAAUGUUGAGUUUGAGGCUAACACAGACAGCCUAGAGGAGGGUCAGGAGGGCGGGAAGUGUGAUAGUGUGGACGAAAAGCAGAAGUUAGGUUUGGUGAGUGUGAACGUUGUCGCUGAAACAAAGCACCUUGAGAAAGAGAGCGAGGAACUUGUAACAGAGUGCGUGUACGAAAAUGUGGAAUCUCUCCCGAGCGAAUCUCUCCCGGUGUACGAGAACUUAGAGGAAAGCAGCGACGAGCAGAGCCAGAGUGUGCCUGAGGGGGACGACGCCUACGAAGAGUAUUUAUUCGGGAAUGAGCGGCAGUAUGAGAACGUCGAGUUUGGCUCCCACGCGACGGAGGAGGAAGAGGCCGCCGAGAAACCCUGUGAUAUAAAGUCUCCCGUCGAGGUGGAGGGCGAGAUGGUGUAUCAGCAGGUCAAGUUCUUCAGGAAAUCAGUGAAGGAGGUGAACGACAUGCUGAAGGCGAAGAGCGAGAGGCAGCAGAAGGCCAAUGAGCAGUGUAGUGUUAGUGGUGCGGGUGUUAGUCUGUACAAGGUAGAGAAGAGUGACCAUUUUUCAGAGCUUCCAGUCCAGGUGCCUCAGAUGGGUGACGCAAUAGUCCCCCAGCCCACAGAGUCCCUGCCGUGCCCCCAGGAGCCCCCGCAGCAGACCAGGGGCUCGGCGGUUGACCCUGAACUCCACACUCAGCCUAGCGAGGAUAGCGAGUGUUUGGACUCGCCGAUAACCUCUUCGUCGGUCAGCAUGGCAACGGAGGUGUUAGUGCUCCCCUCUUUUGCCUCCCCCACAGAGUCCACCACAGAUGAUGUCACCUCCCCUGUGAGUAGCGAUGAUGCGAGUUCCCCCCGACCCGUGCAUGAGGCUCUCGAUCACCUCCCACCCUCGUCUUCCCCCUCAAAAGUCACCCCUGUUUUACCGAGUCUCUCACCCCCCACCCCGGAGAAUGUGCCCCCUCCCACGCCCCCCGCUGCAACUUCCACCCCUAACAGAGCCCUGCCCCUCCCCAGCAUCAUCAGCCCCGCCCCGUGGCCACGCACAUCCCCUAGACAUACCCCCAUCACCGCCCCUGUGCCAAGGCCCCGUCAGCUUCCUAGACUUAACCUCACGUCCCCUCUCGUGUCGCCCGUUUCUACUCCCUCCUCUGUGUCUAUCUCCCCUGACUCCCCCGCCACCCCAGGGAACAGCUCGUCCCAAACCACUCCCACAGAAGAGACGGGACUGGACUUCCAAACCUCACCCCCUUCCAGCCAGUCAAAUUUUAUCGUAGAAUCCCCUGAGACUGACUCCCCCUCGCCUGUGGACCCUAAGCUUAUAAAAGGGGGCGAUAGACCUCUAGUUGACCCCACAGUUGCAGGGACGUCAGUUAACUCUUCCGCUAAACCCGCUGUUACGGACGUGAAGAAAAAUUUGACUGGCUCUAAACCAGCACCCCUGUCUCAGCUUCCCACUUUCAAAAGGUUUAAAAGUUCGCCCGAGUUCAAAGUCACCUCCAAGGACUCCGCCAACGACAGCAUUCCCACGGAGAAGCCAGGGAAGGAGAACGAGGAGGUGACAUCCAUCGAGGUGACCAACAUCCUCACCAAUCAAGACUUGUCGGACCUGCAGAAGCGCGAGAGAAUUGAGCAGUACAAAAAGGAGCGGCGGUCAUUCUUGCGGGAAAAGUACAAAUCCGAGAGCUUCCGGGGUGAGAAGGACGACCUGAUCCUACGACUCCGGCAGAAGGCGACGAGUCCUUCACGGCCUGACGAGGAAGGCGAGGACGAGGAUGAGCUCAUAAUGUACUCAGGGUCUGUCGGCGAAGGACAGCGACGAAGGGAGAGUUUAAGCCCCUCCAAACUGGUAUUCGACAUGCAUUCAGGUAAGGUAUCCCCCACCAAACAGACCGUCAGACCAGGCAGCAAGGAAAGGGCGUUGGAUUCCACUACGCCCAAGGAUAAGAGAGACGAUCGCGAUGAUGUAUCAGCCUUCAAACGAACGUCUCCUGCAAGAAGGAGUUUAAGCGACAUGGGCAAAGGCAGCGAACUUAAGAGCCCCACCAGGACACGGUUUUCCUCGGGGGGUCCGGUGCCGACGUACCGGAGAAACAGCAGUGGUGGCGGGAUGAACAGCAGCCCAAGACAGUCCCCAGAGAAGGAAAAGUCGAUUCCUCGCGCGAGUUCCGGGGAAACGAAAUCCUGUCCCCCAAGGAAGAACUCAUCGCCAGCCAGCCCGGUCGCGAUGCCUGAUUUUGCACCGCCCCAGAGGCCAGGCGCUGCACAGGGUAGGAGGAGCAAGGCAUCGAGUAGCGAUCUAGAGGAUGAUAUUAAUGUGAGGGCGCGUGUGGCCACCUGGGGCAAGACACGGGACAGGCCUCCCCUCAACAGCAACAGCCCAAGCAAGGAGGAGCCAGAGACUAAGAUUGAGAAGGCGACAACAAAAAAACAGGAGCAGAAAGGAAAGGAAACAAUGAUCAGGAAAAACUCAAGUCCCACUCUUCUGUCCCCCGUGAGAAAAUCUUCCCUCCCCAAGGCCACACCCUCCUCCCCAGGCAUCCCCCGAGCCCCUUCCUUAUCCCCAGGGUCAGGGAAAGCCUCCUCCCCUUGUGCCCCAAAGCCUCCUCCCCCCCAGUCACCCACAAAAACCAGCAUGAGGUCACCGAGCAAGCCGAGAGAGGAGACCAGCGACGCCGUUUCCGCCGCAGCGAGAGGGACCACAGGGCAGCCAAGCAGGAUAAGAGACAUGGCAGCGAUCUUUGAGAGAGAUUCACCCACUGGUUCCAAGCCAGCCAUGGUGAGGCAAAGUUCAAGAGAAGAGAAGAAGGAUAGGUACUGAAGGCCACCUGACCCAGCCGGUCACCAACACCAAAGAUGAACUCAUCCCUGUCAUCCUGGCCCAGCAGGGGCUGGUUUCCCCUGCUGCCCAGCCUAGCAGGGGUGGGUUUUCCCUGUAGCCUGGCCCAGCAGCGGUGGGUGUGCCCUGCCCUGAGGCCCGGCAGCAGCAGGGGCAGGCCAGGCGUGUGCCAGGGGGCUGUGUGUUCAGUUGACCCUUCCCCUGUGCCCCCCGGCCCGAGCCCCGCCACCCACCGGCCCCGCGACGGUGCCUGGCCCCGCCACGACGGCUCUCUAUAAGAAGAACUUGUUGUUACAUUCCAAAUAUUUUCUUCAUAUGUGCAUGUUAUGAACUACCUUAGGACUAUAACAACUCUUUCACUCACUCCAGACAAGAUUGUGCCAUUACUACACCCUUAGAGGCAAUUUUGAUCCAGAUUCUUAAGGCCCGCUCCCUGGCAGACACGCCACACGAUGGUGAUGCGAUGAUGUGUGUGCGUGUAUGUGUGUUUGUGUGUGUGUGUGUGUGUGUGUGUGUAUAUUAUAUUACAUACAUUUAAUAUUUUAUUGCUCAGAAUUCUGUAUCUCAUGUUCUCCACUACGAUGGUGUAAAUAUUCAACAUGUUCACGCUAGCAUCAAGUUGGAAAUCCAUAGUUGUGUUCCGUCAGUUUUGUUGUUGCCGAGUGUGUGUUACUUCUGACAUAAGUUUUUUAUAUUUUUAUAGGUGUCUUUCAAUUCCACGAUCAUUUCAACCCUGGAUAACCAUUUGUUUGUGAUGUAUUAACCUCAGUCAGCGUGUCUUCAGAGCACAAGAUGGGCAGUUAACAUUUAUUUAGGCGUUGUCUCCGCAGCACAAUCGAACAAAAAAAAAAAAAAAAUCACAUCCUAUUUUGAAUACUAAAAAAAAACACCCACUACAGUAAUUGGACCAACCAGCAUUAGGAAAACCAGGCAUACCUUUACUACUACGACUACUACAAUUACUACUACUACUACUACUACUACAACCAUUACUACUACUACUACUACUACUACUACUACUACUUGGUGCAAAACUGUUCUCAUAGAUUAAAACCCCAUUUGUAUAAACAGCCAUGACUUGUUUUGAAGAUGUCCCCUGUACAUACUUGUAAGAAAUAUAGGUAUGGAUAAACGA
Eriocheir sinensis (Chinese mitten crab) is the source of this 8715-nucleotide messenger RNA. RefSeq names its product GTPase-activating protein CdGAPr-like (gene CdGAPr). Gene Ontology annotation, biological process: small GTPase-mediated signal transduction. NCBI's taxonomy places the organism in Eukaryota, Metazoa, Arthropoda, Malacostraca, Decapoda, Varunidae. Gene Ontology annotation, molecular function: GTPase activator activity; phosphatidylinositol binding; protein binding. The transcript is spliced from 16 exons. Bases 555 to 7562 code for a protein of 2335 amino acids. The record is from RefSeq and is a predicted model, not a curated record.